ACGACCCCGCAACUUGCGACUCGCACUCCGGCCUCAGCAGCACGCGAAACCAGCAGCUGCGAGGCUGCGAAUAAAGAGGGGGAAAGAAGCGGGAAAGGGAUUAAAGAUCGCGCACCAUCUUUCUGUCGCCAGCUGUAAUGGAGAGAGGGGUCAGCUUCUGCCCACUCCGGCACAUCACCGCUUUAUGGUGCCAGCUUUUCAUCUUGAGCUCUGUUUUCAUCAUAACAAAAACAGAUAUAACUUGCAGAUCAUGUCACCCCCAGGCUAACAAUAAAGAGUUACUGGAGCUGCUGAAGAUGGACACGCUGGAAUCUGCAACAGGGUCUGGAGGGGAACUUGUGAGGAGAGGAGACGGGGCAACGGGCUCCGAUCCCGCAAGUGAUGAAAGUGAGGACCCUGAAGGUCUGCGGGAUCCGUUCCACCACCGCUCGGAUCCGGGAGGAAAGGGCGCUUUGAGAGGAAAACGAGAUACGGCUGGUCGGGAUGCUCUGGAGAAAGCCAACCUUGCUGUGGUGAAGGAGAAAGUUUCCAGCCUCAGAACGAAAUAUGAAGAAGAAAACGGUGGCGAAAAAGGUGCGACCGUGCCUACAGCAGUGAGACAGGCUAAAAUGGGUGAUCGGUACCACCAGCAGAUUCGCAGGAGCGACCGGAGACGCCGGGGAGAAGAAAGUGGCCGCGGGGCUUCACCACACGAAGCCCCGGAGAAAGGACCUCUGUCACUUGUGCAUCGCCGGGAGCGCAGCGCCUCGCUGGCCGGACAUAGGCUGCCCGGGUCCGGGUCCGACUCCAGGUGGACCGGCGAGGACAGGAGGAUGGGCGCCUACCGACAGGACGAGCUCAAACUUACCAGCUCCACUUUCGCUCUGACCGGGGAUUCUACCCACAACCAAGCCAUGGUGCACUGGUCGGGGCAGAACAGCAGCGUCAUUCUUAUGCUAACCAAGCUGUUUGACUUCAACCUUGGCAGUGUUACAGAGAGUUCCCUGUGGAGGUCAACAGACUAUGGAACAACAUAUGAGAAACUUAAUGAGAAAGUUGGAGCAAAAACCAUCUUGAGCUACUUGUAUGUCAGUCCCAAUAACAAAAGAAAGAUCAUGCUGUUGACUGAUCCAGACACUGAAAACAGUCUGUUGAUCAGCACUGAUGAGGGUGCCACCUACCAGAAGUACCGGCUGAAUUUCUACAUCCUAAGCUUACUGUUUCACCCUGAGCAGGAGGACUGGAUUCUGGCAUACAGCCAUGAUCAAAAGCUCUACAGUUCUGUGGAUUUUGGAAGACGAUGGCAGCUUGUACAUGAAAGGGUGGCACCUAAUCGAUUCUACUGGUCAAAAAUGGACAAAGAACCUGGCUUAAUUCAUCUAGAGACUGGUAUUUCAGAAGGACGGGCUCAAUAUGUCACCUGCAAGGUUCAGAACUGCACAGAGGCCAACAAAGGCAAACCGUUUCCAGGAUAUAUUGACCCCAAUUCUCUCGUGGUUCAGGAUGAGUAUGUCUUUGUUCAGGUGUCAACGGGAGGCCGACCAGUGUAUUAUGUGUCUUAUAAAAGGGAUGUAUUUGUACCUAUGAAGCUUCCGAAGUACACUUUACCAAAGGACUUGCAUGUUAUCAGUACAGAUGAAAACAGAGUGGUGGCUGCCGUCCGGGAAUGGAAUCAGAAUGACACAUACAACUUGUACGUCUCAGAAGAAAGAGGGGUUUUCUUCACCUUGGCUUUGGAGAAUGUUAUAAGCAGCAUGGGCCCUGAGGGCAAUGUCAUGAUCGAUCUCUAUGAGGUAGCGGGGAUAAAAGGAAUGUUCUUGGCAAACAAAAAGCUUGAAAACCAAGUGAAGACCUAUAUCACAUACAACAAAGGCCGAGAUUGGCGUUUACUUCAAGCCCCUUCCACAGACCUCAGAGGAAAUAGCAUCCACUGUGUACUGCCAUACUGUUCAUUGCACUUGCACCUUCAUGUGUCAGAGAAUCCAUAUACAUCUGGAACAAUAGCAAGCAAAGAGUCAGCUCCAGGUAUCAUUGUAGCAUCAGGUUCCAUUGGCUCUGAGCUGACCACCAGCAAUGUCAGCAUGUUCAUAACCUCAGAUGCCGGGAACACAUGGCGGCAGAUAUUUGAAGAAGAGUACAGUGUGCUUUAUCUUGACCAAGGUGGCGCGUUGGUGGCAAUUAGACACACACCACUUCCCAUUCGGCAUCUUUGGCUAAGCUUUGAUGAAGGACGAGUUUGGAACAAAUACAGCUUCACUUCAUCUCCUCUCUUUGUGGAUGGAGUUCUAGGAGAACCAGGAGAGGAGACACUUAUAAUGACAAUAUUCGGGCAUGUCAGCCAUCGCUCUGAGUGGCAGCUUGUCAAGAUUGACUUCAGGUCCAUCUUUAACAGGAGAUGUACAGAGGGAGAUUAUCAAACAUGGCACCUACACAAUCAGGGUGAGCCGUGUAUCAUGGGAGUGAAAAGGAUCUACCGGAAGCUGAAGCCUAUAGCCAGAUGUGUUAUGGGAAAGGAUUACUCUGUAACAAUGACUUCUGAACCCUGUGAAUGCACAGAAUCAGACUUUGAAUGUGAUUAUGGUUAUGAGAGGCGGAAUGAUGGAAAGUGCGUGCCUUCCUUCUGGUUUUCAUCGUCUUCCAUGGUGAGGAGCUGUACUACUGGAAAUAGCUUUCUCAACAGCACUGGAUACAGGAAGGUUGUGUCCAAUAACUGCACUGCUGGUGUAAUUGAGGAGUACACAGCCAGGAAGCAGUCCUGUCCCAGUCGGGCUCCCAAAGGCCUCCAUCUCAUCACUAGUGAAGGAAAGCUGACAGCCGCACUGGGCACCAAUGUCACAUUCCUUGUCUUUCUGGAGGAGGGUGAUGGGUCAAAAACAAGUAUCAUGGUGGACUUUGGAGAUGGUAAUGCAAUCACAUACUCUAACCUGAGUUCAAUUGAGGAUGGAAUCAAACAUGUUUACCGCAAUGUGGGGAUUUACAAAGUUUCCGCGACAGGAGAAAAUAGUCUUGGAUCGGAAACCGUGGUGCUCUACCUGCAUGUAACGUGUCAGUUGGAACAUAUCUAUCUUUCGGCUCCAUUUGUGGCUGUGAAGAAUAAAGAAGUCAAUCUUACCGUGGUCCUAUGGCCAAGUCAAGUGGGAUCGGUCACUUACAUCUGGUGGUUUGGUAAUAACACAGAGCCACUAAUCACCUUGGAGGGAAGCGUUGCAUUUACAUUCUCCCGGGAUGGAAUCAACACUGUCACAGUGCAGGUCUCUGCUGGGAACACUAUCUUGCAAGACAAGAAAACAAUUGCUGUGCAUGAAUAUUUUAGAUCACACCUUUUAGCUUUCUCUUCUAACCUGGAUGAACACAAUCCUGAUGUUGCUGAAUGGAGAUUUGAUGUCAGCAGAGUUAUCAAAAAUUCCAUGGUUGAGGCCACAGGUAUCAGUGAAGAGCAGCUUUUAGUCACAGUCCUGCCUGGUUUGCCAACAGCAGCAGAAUUUUUCCUUCUUCCUGAUAAAGAGCUAACGGAGAAGAAGCCAGAGAAAAUUGCGACUCAUUUAGAUCAGCUUUCUGAAGUCUUACUCAGUGCUCUCAAUCAAAACCUUGUACAAUUCACCCUCCGGCCUGGGGUUCAAGUCACAGUGUAUGCCGCACAUUUAUCAGCUGCUCCACUCGUGGACACGACUGAAAGCCACAGUGGUUCUGCAAUGCUCAUGCUGCUGUCAGUGGUCGUUGUGGGUUUAGCCGUGUUUGUCAUCUAUAAAUUCAAGAGGAAGAUCCCAGGCAUCAAUGUCUAUGCGCAGAUGCAGAACGAAAAAGAGCAAGAAGUGAUAAGUCCAGUCAGUCCCAUGGAAGGAGCUCCAAACACGCAAAGAGACUUGGUGACUUCUUUGGAGCUGCUGGACACAGAGUUGAACACACAGGCCAUAGAACCUCACAAGGACAUCAGACUUUCAACAGAAAUACCAUCAUACGUCAACGUUUGAAUUCUGGAACCCAAGGAAGUUGCAGUUGUAUUUCGCACCUGCAAAUCAUUCAGACACCAAGGUUUCAAGCUUUAUG
This is a messenger RNA of Scleropages formosus (Asian bonytongue), 4026 nucleotides long. It is a transcript of the gene sorcs1, whose product is annotated as sortilin-related VPS10 domain containing receptor 1. The transcript is spliced from 27 exons. NCBI's taxonomy places the organism in Eukaryota, Metazoa, Chordata, Actinopteri, Osteoglossiformes, Osteoglossidae. Gene Ontology annotation, cellular component: Golgi apparatus; membrane. Gene Ontology annotation, molecular function: protein binding. The coding region runs from base 138 to 3950 and encodes 1270 amino acids. Gene Ontology annotation, biological process: post-Golgi vesicle-mediated transport. The record is from RefSeq and is a predicted model, not a curated record.